Messenger RNA from Bombyx mori (domestic silkworm), 6523 nucleotides. RefSeq names its product ras-GEF domain-containing family member 1B. The transcript has 12 exons. NCBI's taxonomy places the organism in Eukaryota, Metazoa, Arthropoda, Insecta, Lepidoptera, Bombycidae. Gene Ontology annotation, biological process: Ras protein signal transduction; positive regulation of GTPase activity. The record is from RefSeq and is a predicted model, not a curated record. Gene Ontology annotation, molecular function: guanyl-nucleotide exchange factor activity. The coding region runs from base 313 to 1998 and encodes 561 amino acids. Gene Ontology annotation, cellular component: plasma membrane.
AGAUGAACUAAGAUUUGGCUUAAAAGUCUUGUUACCAGACCGUAAAACUUAAAAAAACGACUAUUACCUAGGUAGGUAGGUAUACAGUGUCAGUGCGUAUUCGCGCUGUUUUGUAUUUUAAUUUUAGGGAUUUUAUCAUAAAGUUACCUCGUUUUUUCUCGAGAGAAAUUCUGCCACUUACUAUGACAUAAUACAUACUUGAAGUUAUUUCUGUAAUCCCAUGCAAAUUAAGAUUCAAUGGACUCCUCAACAUAAACCCUCAGUAUAUGCUUCAUAAGAAGCUCAUAGUAUUAGCUACCAUCAAGGAAUUGAAUGGCGAUGUAUUAUUACGCCAGUAAACUGAAUGAAGCUUCAUGUAGUGGUUGCAAUAUAAAAGUGCCCCCAGCACCAACGGAGCCAGCACCAGUUCCCCCAACAUCCAGUAAUCAUGCUUCUCUAACUUCUGACCCAACUUUAUUACACGGCACUGGACUUUCAUACUAUGAUAAUGACGAUUAUUACUCAAUGGUGAGAGGUAAUAAGUUUAUGUCUGAAAACUCAUGUAAGCACAUAGUAAUGAAUGGUGGCAUUAAUUUUGUAGCUACUCAAAAAGUUGAAGGUCCACAGUUGUCUACAGUUCUUACUCCUGGUGUAAAGGCUAUUCCAAAUCAUCCCUACACAAAUUGCACUACUGAAAAAUCAGACAUAGAAUAUAGAGAUGGUCAAAUUGUGAGCGCCACAUUAGAUACACUGGUGGAAAUGCUUCGUCCUGGGGCAAGCAAAUCUUUCACGUUUACAUUUUUACUAUGUUCUCGACUCUACCUAAAACCUCAUGAAUUACUCAGCAAACUUUGUAAACUAUAUUUCAGAAACUAUGACAAAGUAGGAAAGGCAGAAGUCAAAGAUUUAGUCGAAAAAGAAUUGAAUGACAUGAUAGCUCUUGUGAGAGUGCUCCGUCAGUGGACAAGCAUGUUUCCUUAUGAUUUUCGUGAUGAUAGAGUAAUGGCCCUGGUUCGUAGUAUUACACAAAGAUGUGCAGCAGAACAUAUGGAAUCAGUUCGAGUUGAAAUGUCAACAACUUUAGAGAAAUUACUCGACAAACUAACAGCUUUAGAACAGUAUGAAGAGUCACUAGUGGAUAUAACUCAAGUGUCUUCACUGGAUCAGCUGUCUCAGGGCGACAUCCUGACACUCGGUCUAACCCCUGUCGAGCUGGCCAAUCAACUUACCAUAGUGGAGUUGCACAGACUAUCGUUUGUCGGUCCCGAAGAAUUCGUUCAGACAUUUGCUCCAAUCCAUCCACCGCAGUCCACGUCUGCCUGUAAAACUUCUAUAAGCCUACAUCAUAUCGAUACUAAGUGCACGAGAAAUCUAGAAGCGUACGCCGAUUGGUUCAACAGGCUGAGUUAUUUAGUUGCAACGGAUAUAUUGAAGGGAGUGAAGAGUAAAUACAGAGCUCGGGUGAUUGAACAGUGGGUGAUGACUGGAAGAGAAUGUUUUAAUCUUGGCAACUUUAAUUCUCUCAUGGCCAUAAUCAGUGCACUGAACAUGUCUCCGGUCAUGAGAUUGAAAAAAACCUGGAGUCGAACGUCAGCGGUUUGCGGUCAACAGUUGAGGCAGCUCGAAUUGUGCGUUGAACCUACAGGAAAUCAUGCGCGAUAUCGUGCGGCCCUGGCGGCUGCUCCUACUGAAACAGCCGUGCCGUUGCUUUCUGUUACGUGUAGAGACUUGCAUUUUGCUAAUCAGGGAUCCCCUUCCAGGUUGUCCGGUAAUCGCGUGAAUUUUGAAAAGUGCGCCCUGUUGAGUAAGCACGUUAGUACGCAGUUAGCUAGCAGACGGCUCACCACUGAUCAGUCACCGACACCCGCGCCUCCUUCACCUCACCCCUCUGUCUGGAGAUACCUCAACGACAGACCUACUCUCACCGAACCAGCAUUGGAAUUGGUAUCGUUUGAACGCGAGCCCCCUGUUGAUCAUCUGGAGAAAGAACGACUAAAACGUCUUCGCGGCUCGAGCUAAAAACUACAUUUUCUUUUAAAAGAAGAUGACAUAUAUUUUUUCGUACAUUUUACAGUAAAACUAGAUUCAGGAAAUACAAUAUAAUAAUUGAUUUUUAAUUUUUGAGAGGUUCUAAUUAAGAACAUAUGUAUUAUUAUUACACGUCUAUGUAAAGUAAAAUAAGUCGUAUAUAAUAAAUAUUGGCCGCCAUUGAUAGAUUAUAUAUAUUUUUAAAAGUUUAUAACUAGACAACUACGAAUAAAUAAUUAUUUAUUCGUAGCUAGACAAUCCAAAAUAGUCACUAUUAAAUUCAUCAGCUAGAUUAUCUCAUAAGUAAGUAAGACAUCCAAUUUAUAUUUAUUAAAAUAGCAAUAUAAAACAAAUAAAUAAAACAUUCUUAAAAAAGGCUACAUAAUACAACGCGCGGCGUAUUUAAUGUAAUUCGUGAAAAUAACUAAAACUAAUUACUACUUAAUUUUUAAAUUAUUAUAUGUCAGAGUGCAUUUGGUAAUUUUUAAUUGAGACUCAUUUCAGGUUGUUUUCGGUAUAACAUUAAUUUAUUUGAUAUAUUUUUAAAUCGGAUUAAGUUUUGAUCUUGUGAGGAGACAUUACAGAUUUGGUAGUCGCCGGAUGUCAUGAACAUAUCAUUAAGUCGAUUUUUAAAUCGAUUUUUCGGUCUUCAUCAAAACACCUUCGGAUUUUUUAAAUAAAAUUCAGUUCAUCUUCAGUUCAUGAACAAAAGUUGAAGUUAUUUUUCAUUUAAACGAACAAUAAAACUGGGCGUCAAGUCCAGAUAGUGAGAUAUUGAACUUAGGUUACAAGUGUAGUUUUUGUACUGUGCACAUUACUUCUUGUUUUGGUUGCCAUGUAAGCAACGACAACGUACGUGUUCUGACAUUUUGGUAUUGACGCUCAUUUGAUCCCGUCAUUCGAAUUCGUCGAUAUUUUUUUUGUCUCCAUUUCUCGCCGUCUUUAAUUUAGUACUGGCAUUACAUUUUUGGGCUAUAGUGAAUCGAUCGAGUUUUUCUUUUUUCACCACUACCAUGUUAUCAAAGGUUUUUUUUUUAUUGCUUAGGUGGUUGAACGAGCUCACAGGUGUUAAGUGGUUACUGGAGCCCGUAGACAUCCACAACGUAAAUGCGCCACCCACCUUGAGAUAUAAGUUCUAAGGUCUCAGCAUAGUUACAACGGCUGCCCCACCCUUCAAACCGAAACGCAUGCCGCUUCACGGCAGAAAUAGGCAGGGCGGUGGUACCCACCCGCGUGGACUCACAAUAGGUCCUACCACCGGUUAGUCGACUGCGCAGUCUGAACUAGCAGUGAACAAAGGCUUUAGAAGUUUUAUCAUCAUUAAACGCCAUUAGGAGUCUGCCAAAUAGUGCUAAUUAAUUUUAUCGAAUUAUGAAAUCAAAAAAAAAUUGCACUAUAUUCUCAAGAGACAUUGUAUUUGAAUUUUGUUAAUACAGAAAUAUGUAUAGGGAAAUUCAAACUCGGAAAGCGCACGUAUUUGGUCCUGUUUUUCUUGAGUCGAGGUUCGUACCUCCGUGGUUCCCGCGCAUAGGAGCGCAAAAUAUAAAAUAUGGGAUUCGGCGGCCGACACGUAUUUAGUCUUAAAAAAACCUUAUUUUAUAGUAUAAUUACAACUAGACCAAGUCUCAAAAACUUAAACUUAUUAUGUGCUUCUAGGUAUGUCUUAUUAUUUAAUUACUUCGUGACUGCCAAAACUGUAAUGUAAUUAAUUACCAUAUAAUGUUUUUUUAAGGAAAAAUAUUCUCAAAUUAGUUAUGUUUACAUACAGCUCCUGCAAACCUAAAAUAUAACUACAUUAUUAUAAACAUAAAAAUACGCAUCAUUCGUGCUCCAGUGGUAUAAAAAAGAUGUUCAGAUCAUCAAUGAGGCCAUUUAAAUUGUUAGUUCCUUACAUGACAGUAUUUAUUUUACACUAAAAAUCUCGCCAUAUUAAUACUCUUACAUACUAGAUAUGUAACUAUUUACUUUUAAUUUUUGUACGCUGAAAAUUGAUCUCAUUCAUUUUUUAAAUUUAUUUUAAAAUAUAGUUAAUGGACAUUAAAGUGGUUUGCGUUCACGAGAAAAUUGAAAUUCACCUAUUUUUUUUAUUUUUCUUUGUCUAUGGUGUAUUUUUGUAUUUUUUUCAGUAUUACAAGUAUCUUAAUAUUAUGUGUGUGGUGUGGUGAAUAUAUAAUUAGUUACUUGUGAAAAUAUAAUGUAAUCACAAAUCGCUUAGGAAAUAAGAAUGUGAAAUUAUUGACAUGCCGUAAUGGCUGAGUCGUUCACGACUAUAAUAAAAGUUAACAUAAUAUAUUACUUAAAAAAUGCUCUCUAUUUACUAGCGUUUAUUAUUGGGAAGGGCCACAUAAUUAACUAUUAUUUGCUCUAUUGAAUUUUACGUUGAAACGUUGCAUGUUCAGUGGAAAUUGUAUUACACUUUGUGUGAUAUUUGAACUUAAUAAACACAAUUGGUUUCUGUUAAUGAGUAUUUGCAAUAAUAGUACAAUGAAAAAAAUGGGUCCAAAAACUUACUCAUAUAGGAUAGAAAUCUUGCAAAUGUUUUCGAAGUUUUGAUGUCUUGGAAUCGAUUUGAGUGUGAAUUUAGUAAUUAAUUUGACAGGAUCAGAGUUACGCAAUUCCAUUAACGAAGAUUUGUCUAAUAUAUAUGCAUGUAUAAUAUAUAUAAUAUAAUAUUAUUCAAUUAACAAUACUGCAAUAACAUACGCAUAUUUCGUGUUAUAUAUUCGAAAGAAAAAAAAGUACAUGAAAAGUUAUUACUACAUAACUUUUUAUUUUUAAAUAUGUGCAAUUUAUUUGCGCUUAUGUAUAUCGCGGAUGUUUGCGGGCAAUAAUAUUAAACAUUAAUAUGAGCAAUAAUCUGAAUUAUUACGCAAUUUGAAUAUCAUAUCAAAUGUUUCGUUGUUGUAACGGAUAGCUUGUAUUUUUGUAAUGUUUAUACGCGUCAUAACGUGGAUAAGUUGGUGUCAGAUUAGGGAAUAUAUUAUUAGUAUUUAUUAGUACAUACAUACACAUACGUAUAUUAUUUAAUUUAUCGUAUGACGUAACAAACUGAUGUUGGAAGACAGCGAAAAAAUCACUGCCACUAAAAAAAAAUUAUCUCAAUCCAAACUAAGUUGUAGUACAAUGUCUAUUGAAUGUUCAAAUUAUAAUUUGAUUGUAUUUUAAUUAUUUUAAUGUUAUUGUUUUGUUCAAUUAAAAUUAUUUUUAAGACAAAAAACGGAAGCUAGACUACCUUACCACCGACUAGGUAUUUUGUUUUAUUUAUUGUUAUUUUUUAAGUUAGUUUUUACGAAUUUACUUUUGAACUACAAACGCAAUUUAUGUACUUAAUAACUUAUUUCCUUUAAAUUUAAUGUAUUAAAAAAAUUAGUCUGUAUUGUAUUUUAAUAUUAAUUUUGUAAUGCUUUAAUAUAAAAUUUUGAUGCCAUUAUAGACUUAUCAUGAAUCUCAAGAAUAAAAUGAUUAAAAUUAACAAUUAAUAUUCGUUCUGUGCAUUUAGUUUUAUAUGUCGUUCCAAUUUAUUCAUUUUCGGUUUGCACUUUAACAACGCUACAUCUUAGUUUGAUUUCGAAAAAAAAAAAACUUGAAAUUUCGUUACAUUAUAGAGAUCAUGUAAGUAUAUUAUAUCAAUUACAAAGACUUAUCGAUAAGUGAAUAAUCAUUGAUGUCUAUUUAUUCAUAAAAAAAAGAGAUUGUUACGCAUUGUUACCUGACAACAUUCCACGUAUCAGACUGAGUGUAUUUGUAUUUAUUGUGUGAAAAAAUAUAAGAAAAGACUAUAAUGUAAUAACAGUAUUGGCUGCUUUAAUUGUUAUAGUGAUUCAUAUAUAAAAUUAUAUUCAAUAGCGUACAUGUUAAAAUAAUAGAAAUAUAUAGAAAAACACAAUUUCGUGAGCCUUUAAGUAAUCAAUGACAAUAACGCAGCAUUCUCAUCGAGCGUUCAUACGUGAAGUUCCGAAGUGUUCUCAUAGUCAGCAACGUCACGUGACUACCUCCAGAACUUACUGAGAUAGUAUCGAAACAACUGAAGAACCAUCAAUGUGUUUAUUUGACUUGCAGCAUUUGGCUAGCUAUUAUAUCGGUCCUAGGUAAUGUAAGUUAGACGGGAUCCCGGCGAUUCGUGUUAUUAUUGUUGCUGAUUAUAUUGCUAAUGCAAUUUUAUAUAUAAAAUUUUAACGAAAUAUUUUGUACGUCGUUUGUAAAAUUUUAAAAUGUUUCAAUGGAGCUAUUGAAUUUUUAAUUCUAAUUAUCUAUCCUGUGAUACGUGAUCCUCGAUGUCUACGACUAACAUUCCUCGUCUGUUCUAUCUAUCGUUGUGCUCAUUUUAAAUUUUUAUUCAUCACCUAUAAUGUAUUACUUCAUAGUAGCUCAAAUUAUCAAUUUCAACUUGUCAUUUAAAAAAAAAAAAACCUAAAUGUCACGAAUUCUAAAAUUAAUUUAAAUUGAAUUUUGAAACGGAAUAUCUAAAACUAAGAAAUAAUUAUCGUGUAAAUUGGAAUAAAUAAUAAUUGUUGUA